CGAUCGUAAGGAGUCCAAGGACCCCACUGGUCAGCUCGUAUCGAUAUUAUUGGAAAAGGAAGCUGCCAGGGAACAGAAAUGAAAGGAGAAGGAGGCGCAAAAGAAAGAACGAAGAGAAGCUUUGGAGAUGGAGGCAAGACGAAAGCGCAAGGAGGAGAAGAAGGAACGAGAGCGCAUGGAGAAUGACCUGAGGGUUGCCCGUAUUGUCGAUAUGCAGUUGUCGCAUCGAUGGGGAUCAUUGCGGCAGCAGCAGGAGAUUAGCAGUAAGAAGGAUCGGUCCCGACGUAAGAAGAAGCUACAACGGAAACUGCGAAGAAGAGAAGAGCCAAGUGAACCUGAAUUCGACGAAGAAGUUGAAGCACUUCGUGCUGAUACCGAACGCAUGGAGUUGUGCCCUAACUCAUCUAGCACGAAUGAUGACAAUUGUGCAGCACCAGCCAUUACGCCGCUUACCAGGACAGCUCGGAAAAUGUACAGUACCAGCAGAGGAAGAGGACGACCGCGCAAGAUGUUGCCGUUGAAGCCAUACAACAUCGCCAGUGAAAUCGUUCCUGAGGCUGGACCUGACGCCCGAGCCCGCUCCAUUCGUAAUGCUAAGGAGCAACUCAAGACGUUGGAUUAUAAGGAAGUGAAGGACCUCUGUAAGCGGGAGCAAGUUCCGUACAUACGUAAACAGCAGGCGAUCGCGAAUCUGGUGGAGCAUCGAGCGCCCAGAGCCUUUGGAAGAGACCGCAUGGCACCACCUGCUACACAUCCUCCGCCUCUUCCUGUGAUCACCGAGAGUAGCUCGGAGGCUGCAUCGUCUUCCGACGUGUUUGAUGAAGGCAGUGGUAGCGAUGAAUGGAGCAACUGGCCUGUAGAACGUUUGUGGGGUAUCUGCCGUGGUCUUAUUCGUGAACGGAAGAAACAAGUAGGCGUUAACUGCAAAUUGGAGGCAAGCUUGAGAUGGGUGGUCUUUGCACUGCCGAAGAGAGGGGGCAUCCGCUGGGGUCAUAAAUUCCUCAACGAUUGGACUUCAUGGUGUUUGGAUCACGAUGAUGGAUUCAAUUCUGCCUCUUGCUGUGUUUACGUGGCUAUCUCGCCCUUUUGCAAAGCUGUGUACAUCGGUAAAACGGAGCGAAAUCUUGAUACUCGCUGGGGUGAGCACUUGCGUAAAUGUGGACAAGGGGGUCCGGGCAACCAUUUUCGCCGUUGGCUAUCAAGCUAUGGUAAGGAAAACUACGUUCUCCUGUCUUUAAUUGGCGCACCCGUGCAUGAACUGUUAGCAGUGGAAAAUUUUUAUAUUAGACACUGGUGUCCCAUACUGAAUACUGUCGGACGCAAGUGCUCUAACUCUCCACGUAGACGGAGAGGUAAACGUGAGAGACGCAAAUGCCCUGUUGAUAAGCAGGAAACGUGUGCUGAGGUCAGAAUCAUCUCAUUUUGUGUGAAUAACGGCAAGGGAAGCAUGCAGUUGAAUAACCUAUUGAUUGAGCAAGACCGUAAUCAGAUCAGAAAUUUCACAUUAGCAUCUAGUGGAGGUACAUCGUGGUACGAUGGAUGGAAACGAGUUAAGCGACUGUUCGGUUAAACUCUGGUUAAGACUAGUAAAGGUUUUUGUCUACU
Messenger RNA from Chara braunii, 1605 nucleotides. Lineage: Eukaryota; Viridiplantae; Streptophyta; Charophyceae; Charales; Characeae. The record is from the annotation of a GenBank genome assembly.